AUGGGUUCUGUCGAGACUUCUUUUGGAAAGCCGAUGCUUAAGCAUUGGCUUUUCGACCCAUCUUAUAAGAGUCUCAAUCAUGGUUCCUUCGGUGCGCAUCCAGCCGCUGUUAAUGAUGCCCGACGCACCUUUCUGGAUCUCGCCGAUCGGCGACCCGAUCCAUACAUCCGGAAACAACAUACCGAGCUUCUGGACGAAGCACGCCGUGGUGUCGCAGAGAUUCUCAAUGCGCCCAAGGAGGAAUGUGUUUUUGUCAAGAAUGCCACCACUGGUGUUGCAACUGUGUUGUACAAUCUGAAUUUCCAAGCAGGUGAUGUUGUGGUCUAUUUUGAACCGGUGUACGAUGCUGUGGAGAUGGGCUUGGUCUCACUACAGGAGCAUUCUGAUCUCAAGACGCGGAAAGUGUCUUUUCAGUACCCCAUUACUGAGGACGAACUUGAACGUCGAUUCCGUGAGGUUGUCCAGAAGACUCGUGACGAGCAUCUCAAUGUUCGCGCGGCUGUUUUCGACACCAUCGUUAGUAACCCGGGGGUGCGCUUCCCCUUCGAGCGGUUUACGGCGAUCUGCCGGGAAGAGGGGAUCCUGAGCGUGAUCGACGGUGCCCACGGCAUCGGGCAGAUCCAUCUUGAUAUGAGCACGUUGCAGCCUGACUUUUUCAUUACGAACUGUCACAAGUGGCUGUAUACGCCUCGUAGUGCGGCUGUUCUCUAUGUCCCGAAGCGCAACCAGCAUCUUAUCCGCACAACGGUUCCCACGUCAUGGGGUUUCAUUGCUUUGCCCGAUUCACCAGAAACUAUCUCAUCGAUCCUCCAAGAUGCCAAUGCGGUCAAAACCAAGACUCCGUUUGAGGAAUUAUUCGAAUUUGUCGCUACGAGCGAUGACUCCGCUUACCUUUGCGUGCCUGCCGCAUUGAAGUUCCGCCGAGAAGUCUGCGGCGGUGAAGAUGCAAUCAUCUCGUACUGUAUCAAUCUCGCCAAUGAAGCUGCCGAUGCGGUCGCCGCGAUUCUCGGGACAGAUGUGAUGCAGGAGGCGGAUCUGAAGCCGGGCGAGACGAGCAACAUGCGCCAAUGUGCCGUGACAACAGUGCGCUUGCCUAUUGCUGUUGCUGAUGGCGGAUCCACCGUAUCUGGAGCACUGGUCACUAUCAGGCCUGAGGACGCUCCGCGCGUAUUCGGAUGGAUCCAAGAGACGCUCAUGGCAAAGUAUGACACAUUUGUGCCUGUCUUCCGCCACGGGCCGUGGCUGUGGACACGCUUGAGUGCCCAAACAUUCUUGGAGAAGAGUGAUUUCGAGUGGCUGGGCGGCAUUCUUCGCGAACUGUGUGAAAAAGUUGCUCGGAACGAGUGGUCGGAAGGUGUGGUCGAGGCUCUCAGCACCCUUGAC
This is a messenger RNA of Penicillium canariense, 1383 nucleotides long. Its product is annotated as putative aminotransferase family protein (LolT). The record is from RefSeq and is a predicted model, not a curated record. Lineage: Eukaryota; Fungi; Ascomycota; Eurotiomycetes; Eurotiales; Aspergillaceae. The annotation marks the transcript as partial. The transcript is spliced from 3 exons.